AUGGUCAAUCAGAAAGAUCGAGUUUGUAUUCCUAAUGAUGAGGAGUUAAGGGGGAAACAAGAUGUACCAAGAUCUGAAAGAGCGUUUUUGGUGGCCAUACAUGAAAAGAACCGUGAUAGAGUUUGUGUCAAAGUGUCUUACUUAUCAAUAAGUGAAACUGAGCAUCAGGUGCCUUCGGGACUUUUGCAACCGAUUUAUAUUCCUCAAUGGAAGUUGGAAAGAGUUACGAUGGAUUUGGUAACUGGAUUACCUUUGACACCUGGCAAGAAGGAUUCAAUAUGGGUUGUUGUAGAUAGAUUGACUAAGACCACUCAUUUACUUCUGGUUCGAACGGAUUAUUCGAUGGAUAAGUAUGCAACUUUAUAUCUUAAGGAGAUAGUUUGA
Molecule: messenger RNA, 384 nt
Organism: Hibiscus syriacus
Lineage: Eukaryota; Viridiplantae; Streptophyta; Magnoliopsida; Malvales; Malvaceae
Exons: 2
Coding region: 1-384 (127 amino acids)
Molecular function (GO): nucleic acid binding
Source: RefSeq, a predicted model, not a curated record